CCUCCGCCUCCCCCUUCCCUCUCUCGCUCUUUUCGGUUUCCUCGCUUCUCGUUACGCUGAAAACUACUUGGUCUCUCUUCUGGUCUCCUCGACGUAUCUCCGUCUCGCUCCUCGCGGGCACAGCCGCGCGUUGCCGAGCAGAAAAACCGGGACCCCUCUCGUUCCUACUAUGUGAAAACCAAGCCGGGUCCGCGUCUCGUCCGUGCUAUUUUAGGCGGGACAAGACGUCCGUCUGCAUUGUUCGCCGACUAUAUAAGGUCUACACGGCGCGGUGGAGCGGACAGAGACUCGUUCGACUGCCGAAUAGAUGCGCGCAGCCAUGAGAACCCUCAUCGUCGUCCUGUCGUGCCUCGCGUGGGCGACGCUGGCUUCCGCCGCGUACGCGCCUUAUCAGGAGCACGGGGUGCAAGGAUACUAUCACGGGCCGCUGGCUCCAUUGGCCCACGACGGUCGAGUGGUCGACACGCCGGAAGUGGCGCACGCGAAGAAGGCUCAUCUGGCGGCGCACGCGGCGGAGGCCGCGAAAAACGCGCAUCACGGUUAUCACGCGGGGUAUCACGCGGACGAUGGCCAGGGCGUUUAUCAUCACGGCGCUCAUCACCACGUUGCUGCGUAUCACGGACCACCGGCACCCCUCGGCCACGACGGACGAGUGGUGGACACGCCGGAAGUGGCUCACGCCAAGGCGGCGCACCUGGCCGCUCACGCUGAGGAGGUCGCCAAGGUCGCUCAUAUCUCUCACCAUUACUCGCACCCCAAGUGGUGAAGCCAGCAUGUAUUGAUGACGUAUCCGAUGUAAUAAUAUUACGCACACACGAGGAAGAACUUAGCCGUGUCGGCGGCGGUGAAGGACGAGGUGGUAGUGCUUAGGAAAAUCUCUCUGUAUAACACUAAUACGCGCGCAAUGUAUCGGCGGAUAAAUCUCCGAUGGUACAUCGUUACACGUUACACUUGACAAUGUAAUAACCAUCGAAGGGGCAAAUAAAACGUACAACGUACACCAUACUCCGUACUCGAGUUGUUCUCCUCACAUAGACGACGCGAGUUUGUCGAGAGAGAAGAUAUCCUCCGGAAUAAAGAGGAUGAAGAUCAGCCGGGAGCGGCUGAUUUAUUUAGGCGCGGGUCGAUCGCAUCGCGGCAAAAUCUAUCGCUUUGAUUUAUCCGUUGUCUCUGCAAUAAUUCGUGCGAAGCGCACAAUCGCGGCGGCAACGAUGCGUUUUGCGCAAGCAAGUCGCGCGCUCGCCCAGAUGAUCGAGCUUCGUGUCAAAGUAUUGGCGACGUUCCAGGAUUAACCGCGCUAGGUGGCGCGAAUUUAACAGAGUCGAUAUCUCACGUAUCGAUCACCGAUCGGCGAUCGAUCCGGUGCUCCGUCAAGCUUGACUACACGCCUGAACUCGCCGCGUCGCUGGUCGGAAUUGCGUUGGUGACAAAUACGCAAUUCCUUUCAGAUCGGCAUACGGAUAGGGCGCGAUCGAUGAACCAAGUCGCCGCUUGCAACACCGUGUCCGUUUUAGUAAUUCAGCAACUAUUGUUAUCGCUACCCUGUGACAUACUAUUGUGAUUGAUCCGACACGUGCGAAUAAAGAAUCGCAUAAACUGCGCCGUUGGUGGGUGUAACUCGUUGCGCGAUCGCGACGUAAAGAUAGUAAACGCACGUGGCACAGUCGUAAAUCGAUCAUGCAUAGGGCGCUCAAAGGCAGUCUUUCCUUAUCCUUCCUUUUCCGUCAAGCAACAUCUUAUUAUUAAAGCGCGUUCUACUCUUAAGGGGACUAGAGGGUCAGAUUAUUGAA
Harpegnathos saltator (Jerdon's jumping ant) is the source of this 1790-nucleotide messenger RNA. RefSeq names its product cuticular protein 92F (gene Cpr92F). The transcript has 2 exons. The coding region runs from base 308 to 766 and encodes 152 amino acids. The record is from RefSeq and is a predicted model, not a curated record. NCBI's taxonomy places the organism in Eukaryota, Metazoa, Arthropoda, Insecta, Hymenoptera, Formicidae.